Hansenula ciferrii is the source of this 2361-nucleotide messenger RNA. RefSeq names its product RAC serine/threonine-protein kinase. Lineage: Eukaryota; Fungi; Ascomycota; Saccharomycetes; Phaffomycetales; Wickerhamomycetaceae. Gene Ontology annotation, molecular function: protein serine/threonine kinase activity; ATP binding. Gene Ontology annotation, cellular component: nucleus. Bases 1 to 2361 code for a protein of 786 amino acids. Gene Ontology annotation, biological process: mitotic DNA damage checkpoint signaling; protein phosphorylation. The transcript has a single exon. The record is from RefSeq and is a predicted model, not a curated record.
AUGACAACUUCAAGAAAUACAUCACCAAAUCAAGGUGUAUCAAAUGGUGUCAAUGGUCACAGUUCAACACCAAUAACUGAUCAACCUCAAGUCCCCCUUCCAGAAGAAUUACGUUCUCAAUUACCAACAAAUUCAAGAACAUCCUCAUCAAAUGGUUCUCAUCAUAAAAGAAAUUUCCUUAAAAAAGUUUUCCAUCAUGAAAAAAAAGAUAAAGAACAACCAAAACAAGGUAAAAGAUCUUCAACUAUACAUAGAAGUGAAACCCAUAGUCAAGAACAUCGUGAAAUUCCUCAAAUUUCUCAACCUAAAAGAUCAAAUACAGCUCAACAUUUAACUGAUGGUUCAGUUCAGGGGAAAAUUCCAACAAAUAAUAAAAAUCCAUUCUUAAUAUCCAAAAAUAAUGCAUCAAGUGCUUCUAUUGCCUUGUAUAAAGAUGAUGCAAAUCAUGGAAAUGCAGGUAUUGACGUUGCAGGAUCAAGAGAUAAACCACCUCAACUCCCAACAACAAGUUCAUCAAAAAAUGGGAUUUAUAUCCCUGCAAACCCUGAAGGAAUGUCUGUUUCAAGAGCUGCUUCUUUUAAUAAUCGUGCUGCUUUAGGUAGUAAAGCAGGAUAUGGGAAUCCUUAUGGACAAGGAAGUAAUGCUAGUACGAAUCAUAUUUCUGGGGCAAGUACAACUGGUGGAUCAAUGGUUAAUUCUGAUGAUGAACAUGUUUUAUUACCUAUCCCUGUACAAGAUCCAAAUAAUUAUUUACCUGAUGAAUAUAAACAACCUACAAUUUCUGUUCAUGAUGAUUAUAUUAUCCCGGAAAAAAAUACUAAGAGAUUAGGUGAUGGUGGUUCUUCAGUUGUUUUUAUUAUUACUUCGAAAAAAAAUGGUAAACAAUAUGCUUAUAAAAAUUUCACAAUGGUUAAUCAUGAAACUCCUGAAGAAUUUUACAAGAGAGCUGCAAAAGAAUAUAUCAUUGCUAGAAGACUAAGUGAAAAUAAACAUGUUGUUGGUUGUUAUCAAUUGAUGAAGUCUUCAUCAACAACAAAUAUCCAACGCGGUUGGGGGUUUGUCCUUGAAUUUUGUAAAGGCGGUGAUUUAUUUUCAUUAAUUUCCAGAACAGGAUGGAAACAAUAUCCAAUUGCAGAAAAAUAUUGUAUUUUUAAACAAAUCACCCGUGGAUUAAAAUUUAUUCAUUCCCAGGGGAUAGUUCAUCGUGAUUUAAAACCUGAAAAUUGUUUAGUUAUGGAGGAUGGUUGUAUUAAAUUAACUGAUUUUGGUGUUGCAGAAUAUGGUUUACAAGAUCCAAAUGAUUUAAAUUCUCCAAUUAAAUUAUUAACAACAUAUGUUGGUUCUCCACCUUAUGUAUCACCAGAAGUUAUGGAAUUGAAAGGUACACCAACAAGUGCUCCGAAGGCUGUACAAUAUGAUGGGUUUAAAUUGGAUAUUUGGGCUUUAGGUGUCUUAUUAUACUGUAUGGUUCAUCAAGGCAAUCCUUUUGUGACUUCAAAUUCUUCAGAUGGUGCAUAUAGAGAUUUUGUUUCCUCAUAUAUUACAUAUUGUCAAUCAAAUCCACAAUUUAAAACUGGUGGUGAUAAAACUCAUGGUCCUGGUCCUGAAUUUAGAUAUGCUAAAGAUUAUUUAUGUACUGGUGGGGCAAGAGUUGGUUGGAGAUUAUUAGAUCCAAGUCCAAAAACAAGAAUUUCAUUAGAUGCAGUUAUGGAAGAUCCUUGGUUUAAAUCAAUCGAAACUUGUAUUCAAGAAGAUGAAGAUGAUUCAUCAUUUGAACCUAAAUUUAUAAUUCCAGAUUCAAGAAUUUCAUCAUUUGAAUCAGGUAGUACAUCACAAUCAAAAUCAAUGUUGGAUUUUUCACCACCUGAAAAAAAAUCAUCAUUUAAUCAAUCUGCAACUUCAUCAGGGAAAUCAAGUCCUUUAGUUAAACCAAAAUCUAUGUUGGAUUUUAAUGAUGUUGCACCACAAUCUGAACAAUUACCCCCAUUAGAAGAAGUUGAUCAUGAAGAAACUCAUUCAUCACAAUUAGAAUUAAACAUUGAACCUAAAAAAACAAUCACUAAUGAUAAAACCGUCCCAGAAGAUUCAGAAGUUUUUUAUGAAGCUAGUGAAGAAAAUUCCCCAAAAUUAUCACCAAAAAAUGAACCAAUCCCACAAAUUCCUAAUAAUUCAUCAUAUAAUAUUACAUCAAUACCCAAUGGUUCUCAAAGUUCAAUACCAAGAGCUGGUUCUUUUUCAAGUUUAGUUUCUAAAAAUUCAAAUACUAGUAUUCAUGGUAAAAAAAAGAGACAUCAUCAUUUAGAUAUUACUAAUGUUCAAAAUCAUGGUCAUGGAUCUUCUGUUAAAUUAGGUAUGAGAUGA